CAAAGAAAACUUAAUAUGGCAAUGAGUUCUAAUUACUUAGACGCAGCUGGUUUAAAGGAAACAUUUAGGAGGAGCCCUUUCAAGUUCGCUAACACAAAGGUUCCCCAAGUUGGCUUACGCGAUAGUUCCUCUCCUAUAAAGAAAGCUCCUGAAGAUGAAGCUCCAAAUGAUCGUCUCAAUAUCCAGACUCCAUUCAUCGAAUCAGCCCUUUCCACAUCUCGGCUUCAGAAGAGGAAUACAAAUUUAUACUAUGACUACAUACAACUAAGCCAAGGAAUAAGCCAAGGUCGUGUAGAAGUCGUCAAGGACUUCUUGAACCGUCGUCCCGACGCAGUAGACGAAUGGAUAAACUUUUACGAGACACCUUUGUUGAAAGCUUGCGCGUGUGGGAAGCCUGAGAUUGUUAAAGAGCUUCUCCGUCGUAUGACACCUGAACAGAUGAUUCCCAAGAUGAGCCAGAAUGCUUCAUACCACACGCCUCUCACCGUCGUUGCGGUUAGUGGAAACAUGGAGAUUGCUGAAGUCUUGAUCGCCAAGAACCCUAAGCUGCUAGAGAUUCCUGGAAACAAUGGUCAGAUUCCUGUUGUGGUUGCGGUCGAGAACACGCAGAUGGAGAUGGCUCGUUAUCUUUACAUUAGAACUCCUGUUCAAGUGUUGCUUGAUGAAGAUGGGUAUCAUGGUUCCUUGCUCUUCCUCAACGCCAUCUUUUAUAAAAUGCUGGACAUCGCACUGGAUCUGUUCAGCUUGUCUGAACGCUUGGCCGUUACAAAACAUUCGCAAAUAGAGUCAAUACCCAUCAUUGUUUUGGCUUCAAAGCCUGAUCUUUUUCCUGGUGGCUGUUAUCUCGGACCGUUGGAACGCUUCAUCUACUCUUGGUUAGAAGUAAAGCUGCCGACUCUUCCAGAGGCUACCCGUUCAGACAAAGAUCAACAUAAUACUCUGAUGAGGAAACUGCUCAAAUUACUCACCAAAUGGACCGGAAUAGACGAAGUGUACCGAAUGAAAGUGAUGCAUCUACAAGCGGAGAAGCUUCUACUAGGAAUAUCAAAGGAAACACUAAAAAUGGGACUGAGAGAACGUUCUGAGACGGUGGACGAGGCUUUACUCUUCGCAGUAAGAUUUGGAAACGUUGAUUUCCUUGUGGAGAUGAUCAAGAACAACUCCGAGCUUCUAUGGUCCACGAGAACUAGCUCCAGCAGUACUCUGUUUCUCUUGGCCGUCGAGUUCAGACAAGAGAAAGUGUUUAGUCUCCUCUACGGUCUUGACGACAGGAAACACCUGUUGCUCGCUGACAAGGACUGUUACGGCAAUGGUGUGCUUCAUCUCGCCGGUUAUCCUUCCCCUCCUUCUAAGCUCUCUAACGUCGUAGGCGCAACUUUGCAGAUGCAACGCGAGUUACAAUGGUUCAAGGAGGCUGAGAGGAUCGCACCGGAGAUAGAGAAGGAGAGAGUGAACACAGAAGAGCAGACACCGAGCGAGAUAUUCACAAAGGAGCACGAAUCGUUACGCAAAGAAGCAGAGAAAUGGAUGAAAGACACGGCGAUGUCGUGCAGCUUAGUCGCGGCUCUCAUCGUCACGGUAACGUUCGCGGCGGUCUUCACCGUUCCCGGCGGCACUGACGACAAUAAAAAAGGUAUCCCCUUUCAUCUAAAAGACCCGCAUUUCGUCACGUUCGUCGUCUCCGAUUUGGUCUCGUGCUUCGCCUCGUGCACCUCUGUUCUCAUAUUCCUCGGGAUACUCACCGCGAGAUACUCCUUCGACGAUUUCUUGGUGUCUCUGCCGACGAAGAUGAUCGCCGGGCUCUCGAUACUGUUCGUCUCCAUCGCGGCGAUGCUUGUCGCGUUCUCUUCAGCUCUGUUUACGAUGUUUUAUGACGAGAAAUGGAUAGUUCCUCCGACGAUACUUCUCGCUUGUUUCCCGGCGUUGCUGUUUGUUCUGCUUCAGUAUCCUCUCCUUAAAGAGAUGAUCUUUUCGACUUACGGCAAAGGAAUCUUCGACAGAAACAUGAAAUGUUGGUCUUAAUGUUAAUGUACAUUGGAACAUAAAUGUCCGAAAACUCGUUGUAAAAGCAUAUACUAAGCGGAGACACUGAUCUACUUUGAUAUUCUCAUGCACGUAGAAAUGUUUUUUUUGUUGUAAAGUUUCACACUUUGAAAUGUGUUUGGAAGAUGGCAUUAUCCACCAUGUAUUUAAAUGGCGUUGUUUUUUUUUAGGUACCCCUUCAUCAAGGUCAUGCAUCCUUUAUUUUGUU
Molecule: messenger RNA, 2251 nt
Organism: Brassica oleracea var. oleracea
Lineage: Eukaryota; Viridiplantae; Streptophyta; Magnoliopsida; Brassicales; Brassicaceae
Exons: 7
Coding region: 16-2022 (668 amino acids)
Molecular function (GO): protein binding
Source: RefSeq, a predicted model, not a curated record